CCCGCCGGCCGCGUCAUGCUCCGGCCAUUCCCCUGCCCCCACCGCACGCCCGCCGCCGCCGCCAGCCCGCCCCCCGCCGCCGCGGCCGCAGCCAUGGCGCCGUCCUCCUCCCGCUCCCACUCCCACUCCGGCGGCGGGGGCGGCGGCCACGUCUCCCUCUCCCUCUCGCCUUCCUCCUGCAGGCACACCCCCUCCUCGGCCACGCUCGAUCUCCUCAUCCUCCUGCUCGUGCUCUUCUCCCUCGCCUUCCUCCUCGCCUCCUCGCUCGCCCACGUCUCGCGCUCGCUCUCCCCGCUCCUCGCGUCGCCGCCCGCCGCCGCCGCGCUGGCCUCCGCCGCCGCCGCCCUGCCCUACUUCGCUGCCGGCCUCCCCUACGUCGCCGCCGCCGCGGUGCUCGCCACCGCCGCCUUCCUGUCCUGCCGCCGCCUCCCUCGCCGCCGCUGCCGCAACCCGCGCUGCCGCGGGCUCCGGAAGGCGCUCGAGUUCGACGUGCAGCUCCAGAGCGAGGAGGCCGUGCGGGCUGGCGGGGGGAGCACCGUUGGCGGCGCUGACGCCGCCAUGUGGCGCGAGAUCGAGACCUUGCCGUGGAAAGGAGGCCAGAGCGGGAACAAUCCGGACUACGAGUGCCUUCGCGCAGAGCUCCGCCGGAUGGCGCCGCCCAACGGCCGUGCUGUCCUGCUCUUCCGCAACCGCUGUGGCUGCCCGGUGGCCAAGCUCGAGGGCUGGGGCACCCCAAAAAGCAAGCGGCGGAAUAAGAAGUGAGAGCCCAUUGACCAUUUCUCCUUUCCUUGCAACUUCAUGAAAUAAGGGCACGCAAGGUUCUUCACUGGACGGAGGGGUGCGAUAAACAGAAGUCUGUUAAACAGUGCUGCCUAGGCUGCCAUGGAAUAUUUGUUGAAUAAUACUUCCAAUGAAAGAUACAUCAAUUACAAGUGGUUGCACCAUAAUUGUAUUGUUAGACGGGGUUCGCUGAAUCUCAACAGAAAUACCGAUAUGAGACAAACAUUGCAAUAAUAAUAGACUGUCAAAGAAAGAAAAUAAAACGUUGGAGAUGUACCAGUA
Aegilops tauschii subsp. strangulata is the source of this 1062-nucleotide messenger RNA. RefSeq lists its product as uncharacterized. Lineage: Eukaryota; Viridiplantae; Streptophyta; Magnoliopsida; Poales; Poaceae. The record is from RefSeq and is a predicted model, not a curated record.